AUGGAGCGCACGGCUGAUCAGCGCAUUCGCACGACGGAGUGGGAGGACGUGCAGUACCGGUAUGGAAACCGCGUCGGCAAGUAUAAAGCACAUGAACUGGAGAUACUAGCCCAACAAAUUGCCGACACGAGCCAAAACACGUGCCUCACAGCCUAUGACCCCCAGGCGGAGAAAGUCGCAGCCAAGCUUGAGCGUGGAGGGUACGCGUACGACAAAGGCGGCGAAGCGGAAGGCACCAGCUUCAUUGUGGACUCGGACGACGAGGACGAAGCGCUGGCCGCUAUCCGGCGAAGACGUCUGAUGGAGCUGCAGCGGCAGAAGGCGGUGGAGCGCUUUGGGGUACUACGGCACAUCCCUGGCGCAGACUACGUCGCAGAGGUGACAGAGGCAUCUUCGUCGUGUUGGGUGGUGGCGGCGCUCAUCAAGCCGGGCCACAGCGACUGUGAGGCACUGUUGACCGUGCUUCGCACGGUGGCACAGCGGCACCGAUCGGUCAAGUUCGUUUCGAUGGUCUACACCGAGGCAAUCCCUAACUUUCCCGCCGGCCUCCUUCCGUGCGCGCUGCUAUACAAGGACAAAGAGUUGAAGAGGCAGAUCACUGGACUGGCCGACUGGCAGGCCCGGAAGAAGUUGAGUCUUGCUACAGUCGAGCAGAUGCUUUCCCUCAACGGCGUUCUGCCGCCUAUCGAGGACGACGGAAUCGAGGAAGCCGUCGAGAAGGAUGAAUAA
This is a messenger RNA of Leishmania mexicana MHOM/GT/2001/U1103, 729 nucleotides long. RefSeq lists its product as hypothetical. Gene Ontology annotation, biological process: protein folding. The record is from RefSeq and is a predicted model, not a curated record. Bases 1 to 729 code for a protein of 242 amino acids. NCBI's taxonomy places the organism in Eukaryota, Euglenozoa, Kinetoplastea, Trypanosomatida, Trypanosomatidae. Gene Ontology annotation, cellular component: cytoplasm. The transcript has a single exon.